CGGGUUUGUUGGCUAAGACCUAAUGAGCUGGGUCCUUGGCUGGCUCAGAUGGAAAAACUUGACGCAGCAUUCCAUGGGACUAGUCCAAGGGAGGUGACGUCGAAAUCCGAUUGCGACGGAACCGAUACGCGGGGUAAGCUCACACAUCUUAUGUGAGUGGGAAUCAAUGUAAUCCAGUCUCCGAUUGCGCCAUCUCAUUUAUUCCGUUCUCAACUGUAUACAUCCGGUACAAGAUUGGCAAAUGGAACGAGGACGCGAUAAAGAAUUGUCUUCCCAGACUUCGUCUGAAGAUGAGAAACGCCCCCCAACUUCCUAUAGCAAACAGCCCCAUGGCGGAGGAUUACUCGGGCGACAGUCUAGGGAACGAAGAUACUUCGACUCAGGUGAUUUGGCCCUCUCCGCAGCGGAUAGAGUAACCGAUAAUGGUGAAAUUAAAACUGGCGCGGCCCAUCCUAUGCGUGACAGCAUUUCGCGUCCUUAUGCUCCGGUUCCAAUCAAUAGCAAUGUUCAAAAUGAUGCCAACAGGGACUUUAGUGGCAUGAAAUCCCCAAUCCCGGAAAUGGUAGAUAGUCCUCUUCACCAGCAAAACCAAAAGGGGGCUAAGAAUAUGCGGGAAAAAGAGGACAAUGUUUAGGGGGACAUUGUCACAAUGCAUUCUUAUGACACAGAAAAGCCUCGUGACAUUCGGGUAUCCAUUUCAGAUUGAUGUAGGUCGAUGCACUGUAUAAGGCGAGAGACUGUGAAAUUCAACAUUCCGAUUUUCUGAAGCAUGUUACGGUGUACAGCUUUGAUCUGCUAAUUUCCUUUCGCCAUCAGCUUUUAUACUGAUCAGGACACUUAACAUGUUCUCAUAGACUAGCAUUGUGGUCACCGAGGCCGGUACAGCACGUAUCAUGCUAGCGCCC
Molecule: messenger RNA, 905 nt
Organism: Aspergillus ibericus CBS 121593
Lineage: Eukaryota; Fungi; Ascomycota; Eurotiomycetes; Eurotiales; Aspergillaceae
Exons: 3
Coding region: 242-634 (130 amino acids)
Source: RefSeq, a predicted model, not a curated record